This is a messenger RNA of Aureococcus anophagefferens, 588 nucleotides long. RefSeq lists its product as hypothetical. The transcript has 2 exons. The annotation marks the transcript as partial. Gene Ontology annotation, biological process: protein insertion into membrane. Gene Ontology annotation, cellular component: membrane. The record is from RefSeq and is a predicted model, not a curated record. NCBI's taxonomy places the organism in Eukaryota, Pelagophyceae, Pelagomonadales, Pelagomonadaceae. Gene Ontology annotation, molecular function: membrane insertase activity.
AUCACGCUGAUCCACGGCGUCGUCGGGAGCUACGGCGUCGCCAUCGUGCUCUUCACGCUGCUCCUCAAGGCCGUGACCUUCCCCCUCAACUACCAGCAGAUCGAGUCGACGACGAAGAUGCAAGCUUUGCAGCCGGCGAUCAAGCGCAUCCAGGCCAAGUACGCGGCGGACCCGCAGCAGAUGAACAUCAUGAUGGCCGAGCUCUACCAGGAGAACGAGCUCAACCCGCUGGCCGGGUGCCUGCCCGCCUUGGUGCAGAUUCCCAUCUUCAUCGCGCUCUACCGGUCGCUCCUGUCCCUGGCCAAGGAGGACCUCCUCGAGGAGUCCUUCCUCUGGAUCCCGAACCUCGAGGGCCCCGUCUACGGCGCCCAGAACGCGGACUGGCUCUUCAAGUUCGACCACGCGUCGACGACGCUCCUCCAGCCGCCGGCGGACCCGAACAACGAGGCGGCGCAGACGUCGAACCAGGUGCUCAAGUACCUGCCGCUCAUGGUCGGCUUCUUCAGCCUCAACGUGCCCGCGGGCCUGACCAUCUACUGGUUCUGCAACAACAUCAUCACGACGGCGUCGACGCUCUACAUCCGCCAG